Messenger RNA from Saccharomyces paradoxus, 906 nucleotides. RefSeq names its product Jid1p (gene JID1). NCBI's taxonomy places the organism in Eukaryota, Fungi, Ascomycota, Saccharomycetes, Saccharomycetales, Saccharomycetaceae. The record is from RefSeq and is a predicted model, not a curated record. The coding region runs from base 1 to 906 and encodes 301 amino acids. The transcript has a single exon.
AUGCUUCACCAUAAGUUCGUAUACCCAUUUAUAUCCAAGUGGCGCUUGCAAUGUAUAGGAAAGUGUCCCCCACAAAUCACUUUUAUAGCUAACUAUGCUACAAUGAAUGAUCAAAGUAGUAACAAGAAACUUCCAAUAAGGGAUGAACAAUGGCCUCAGUCAACAGAUCCAACUCCUUACGAUAUUUUUGGCAUUCCAAAAGCUGGGUCUGGAAGUCCUAAGCUGGACAAGAAAUCGUUAAAGAAAAAAUAUCAUCGCUAUGUAAAAUUGUAUCAUCCUGAUCAUUCCGAUAACAUUCAGAUAUUCGGCUCAGAGAAGGUUAUCGACAGCAAUAGCAAAUCGCCGCUGCUGCUAACGUCAAGCGAAAAACUACAUAGAUUUAAAAUCAUCUCUCAAGCGUAUGAUAUUCUUUGUGACCCAAAGAAAAAAAUUGUAUAUGACACAACAAGGCAAGGCUGGACCACGUCAUAUUCACCACGAUCCGACAUCAACACUGAAAAUUAUCAAUAUGCAGGCUCUUAUGGGUACCACUCCAAUGCGCAGUAUGAAUACUGGAAUGCUGGGACUUGGGAAGACGCAAAUAGUGUGAAAAAGGAAAGAAUUAAAGAAAACCUCAACCCGUGGACUGUCAUUGGCAUAAUUUGUGGCCUAGCCAUAUGCAUCGAAGGAACUGCGUUGUUAACGAAAAUCCAGGAAUCUCUUAGCAAGGCCGAAUUUACUCAUGACGAAAGUGAAUUACAUUUGAUUCAGUCAUACACGAAUUAUGGUCUUGACACUGACAAAUUUUCCAGGUUGAGGCGGUUCUUAUGGUUCAGAACUUGGGGACUUUACAAAUCAAAAGAAGAUUUAGAUAGGGAAGCCAAGAUUAAUGAAGAAAUGAUACGCAAAUUGCAAACUACUAAAUGA